ACCACAGAAUAACUCUUGAAAUUCUUGAUCGACUCAUCUUGUAGACCUCUACAAGACCUUGUUAAAUUCAGCAGUGAAGUUCUACAGCUCUAUUUAAAGUGAGCUGGCUGAAUAAAGGACAGCGAGCCUUUUAGUUUAAGCAGGUAACACGGCCCUUGUUUGUGUGUUGGACAAGCAGCUCUUCGGCAUGAGCAAGGAGACUCUUCCCAUUCUGGCUCCACUGACCCCAGGGCGUGGCGGGGAUACAGGUGUCACUGGAGAUGCUGCAAACCCUGAGGAACCUGCACUGGGCAGGGCCUGCUCACCUUCCUCCUUCUCCCCUUACUGCACCAGGGGUGUGGAGGGGACAGACCCCCAUAAAAACGGCACUGAAGCCCUCUCCCACAAGCACUACUCUGAAGCUUCUUGUCAGUGAAAAAAAAUCUGCCACAACUGUUCGGGGGUUUUUUUGUAGUGUAGCCUGCUUUAAAAUGACUUGACAGCAAAAGCGAAGAGAAUUGCCGGUCACUUCGUGUGUUUCGUCAUGGAAGCGUUGUCGCUUGGUUUUUUCUAUCUAGCGAAGUUCCUCGGCCGGGGGGGACGGGUAGGAGGUUCACAAGCCCUGAGGCCGAGUGCUGGGCGGGCCCCGGCCCGGGCUCGGCCGGAGGGGAAGGGCGGCUCCGCGGGACCGCUGCCCGGCCGAUCCCCACGGGGCGCCGCCGCGCUUCGUGGGAGCCCGCCCGCGCCUUGGCAGCGGUGUCGUCGCGCUCCGCGGAGGUGCCCCCAACUCCUUCCCCUAGAUCGACUUUGUCCCACUUUCCGCCCCCGCUGCUGGGGAUGCCGCCUCCUUCCUGCACGGCCUCCGGCUGGCAGCGCGGCAGUUCCCGGCUUCGGCAUCCCCGCAGGGAGCCCCGGCGUCGUGACUCAGCACUUAGGCACGCACCGCCGGCUCCCGGCGGACCGGAAAAUAAACCGGGAAGCGCUGAGCGCCGCCCCCAGAGCAGCUGCCGGGAGAGAGGACGGGGUCGGAAUUCAUGUAAGGCAGAGACUGUUGGUUCCAGCAACAUGGAAGCUGAUGUCAGCUUGAAGUUCCGUCAGCAGCUUCUGCUCAUUGAUGAAAAUCUGGUGGCUGAAGAUGUAGCAGCUUUAAAAUUUCUCUGUACUGACUUGCUCCCCUUCAGAAAACUAGAAAGCGUGAAGUCAGCAGUGGACAUCUUUCAGCUUCUCAUGGCUGAAGAAUAUCUGAAUGAGGAAGAUACUUUCCUACUAGCUGAACUCUUAUAUAGAAUUAAAUGUCACUCCUUGCUCAAGAAACUUGGUUAUACCAAGGAGAAAGUGCAAGAAUGUCUGCAUGAGAAAGGAAGGGUGUCUCCAUACAGGCAGAUGCUGUAUGAAUUGUCAGAAAACAUUACCAAUGAGAUGUUGAAGGAUAUCAUAUUCCUCCUGCAAAACUGUCUUCCAAAGCGACGGAUACCUCUUGUAUGUGAGGAGAGAGCCAAAUGUUCUGCUCUGGAAUUGCUGAUUUUAUUGGAAAAACAGGGCCUUUUAACUGAAAACAAUGUACAGUUGCUGGAGGAAGUCUGUAUGAAUGUUUCACCUGAUCUCCUGGAAACAGUAAACUGCUACAAAAGGGCAAAAGUGUCUUUCCCUCAGCAGGAGAACACUCUGCCUGUCAAGGAAUCUUCACUGUCUCACACUGGAGACUUCAGAGUAUUCACUUCCCCACAGGAGACCGCAAUCAAGUCUGUUGGUUCUAAUAUCAAUGAUAACAAAGCAGCUAAUCUUACACAAGGCUUCUCUGAUAUGAACCUGGAGCUGCCUGGAGAAUUCAGCAAUGUAGAAAAUGAAUCCAAGAAGAUGACAAGCUACAAAAUGGAUGGACCACACAGAGGAUUUUGUCUUGUUAUUAAUAAUGUUAACUUUGAUAAGUCUCUUCAGAAGAGGAAGGGUUCUUGCAGAGAUGCUGGGGAACUGGAACGAGUAUUCACAUGGCUUGGUCUGGAUGUCAGGACUUACACAGAUCUGACGUCUCAGGAGAUUAAAGAUCUCAUGCGAACUUGGCAGCAUUUGCAAGAUCACAAAGACAGGGACUGUUUUAUAUGUUGUAUUCUAUCUCAUGGAGAGUCAGGAGCGAUCUAUGGGAAGGACGAGGAACUUGUGUCAAUCCGCAUGAUCAUGUCCCACUUCACUGCCAAACAAUGUCCACAGUUGGCUGAAAAACCCAAACUCUUCUUUAUCCAAGCAUGCCAGGGUAAAGAGAUACAGUGUCCUGUCUAUGUUGAAGCUGAUGCACGAAUUCCUGACUUGUCUUUCAUGCAACAGAGCAUUUCUCCUUCUGAAAGUAUUCCUGAAGAGGCUGAUUUCCUCCUAGGCAUGGCCACAAUUGAUGGAUAUGUCUCUUUCCGGCACAUUCAACAGGGUGCUUGGUAUAUUCAGGCCCUGUGCAGCAAGCUACAGUUGUUGGUCCCAAGGGGUGAAGAUAUUUUGUCGAUUCUUACAGAAGUUAAUGAAGACGUGGGGAGACGUGUUGACCGCUUGGGGACAAAGAAGCAGAUGCCCCAACCAGCAUAUACCUUAAGAAGAAAAUUUAUAUUCCCAAUACCUAGAGACCCUCCUCCUUCACAGCAACAUUGAGGCUUUUAAAAUACAUCCUUUUAUCAGCACACCUCAUUUAAAUGCAAUUCACCACACGACCUGUUUUAAAGCAGUUACCCAGAGUCCUGAGGAACUGUUAGCUUCAAGGCAAGGCCUCAAAAUUUUUUGCCAAACAAACUGUGAAACUGGAGGAGACGCAAUUUAAAGCAAUCCAUGUGCCAGCUAUUUACAUCAUCUAUAUAUUCAGAGUUAUCAGGGUUGGGGGAAGCAUGCUUCUAUCAUGUUAAACGUUUUUGUACCUGCACAGACCACAGAUAUAAAAGUGUUUUUCUGAUGUUAUAAGGAUUGCAUGUAGCCUUCCAUAUCUAAACCAGGAUUGUUAAUGGUCUGGUUUAGGCUCAUCAUGUUUUAUUUUGCAGGCUAACAAUUUUAAAUCCUGCCUCUAAAUCCACUAGCUAUGUUCACAGAGAAAGACAAAGGUGGGAAUGAAGAGGAGAAAGCUUAAGUAGUAAGUGGAAAAGGAUUUCUUCCAGCUCUAAUUUAAAUUAUGUUUAACUUAAUGGAGAACCAGUUAACUGUUGAAAUCAGUAAUUUGUUUCACAGUGCACACUGAUACCGUCUAAUGGCUAACAUAAACCUCUUGUACGAUGAGGUCUUUCCAGAACUGAGUAAAGCCAAAAUGCUGUGUAGUAUUCCCUCUGUGAAACCUUGUGAACUGUCAUUUCCCCAUCACUUCUGGGAAGAAAGGGUAGAAGAUUUGCACGCUAUGAAAUAUGCAUUGAGCAGUGUAUCUGUAUAGGUUUAUCAGCUUGAUUAACUUUGUAAGCAUUAAAUUUUCUGAUUAUCGUUUCUUGUUUUAAGAUGUAAAAUGCAGCCAUAUGAGAAGCCAUGCUCCUUGUUCAUUAAGCUUCUAACAAAGCAUUUUGUGAGUUAAUUGAAAUAAUGUCAUGUUGUUUUACUAUGAGCGUUUACUACAUAUGUCUGUGUCCUUCCUGUUUGUUACUGCAUUAAAUUCAUACUUCUUUUUAAGAGCUUGGUGAGAUAAAAAUUGUGUACUGGGGUAAGGCUUAUCCUUGUUUCUGAGUGGCCCCUGCACUUUUUUGGACUGCAUGGAUCAGUGGGGUUUUAUCUGGCUCAGGGUUUAAGCUGAAGUGAAACUUAGUUUAUUUCAGCAAAACACUGAUUGUUAUAUAUUAUUAUGAGCCAUAAGUUAGUGUGAAGAUUUGAAAGAGUCUAGUGUGAAAUUUGAAACUGUCUAGUGCUGUUGGAUGCAAUUUUUAGCUUACACUAUCCAGGAUUUUUAGGAGGGAAGUUUUGCAUCAUACAGAGCAUUGAAAUGCAGCCAGUUUGCCAAAACAUAAUGGUCACUUUUUAUCAUGAUGAAUUGAUAGUUGUGUUUUUUGCGUUAGUUGCAUUUUGAGUGUUCUGAGUUAGUAUGGCUGCCAUGCGUGAAGUCACUUUUGUGCCACAGAUAGAAAAUGUUUUGUCUGUUAGUAGAAUAUAUAACAUGUUGUAAUAGAAUCAUGAAGUUUCUGGCUCGCAAUUACUGUUCAGACUUGGUGCACUCUUGUUUUGUAUGUUUAGGUAACAAUUGAAUUUUUAUCACUACGGAGUAAACAUUGACAACAAUUUUGA
This is a messenger RNA of Aquila chrysaetos chrysaetos, 4209 nucleotides long. It is a transcript of the gene CASP10, whose product is annotated as caspase 10. Gene Ontology annotation, biological process: negative regulation of extrinsic apoptotic signaling pathway via death domain receptors; proteolysis. The record is from RefSeq and is a predicted model, not a curated record. The coding region runs from base 817 to 2613 and encodes 598 amino acids. Gene Ontology annotation, molecular function: protein binding. Lineage: Eukaryota; Metazoa; Chordata; Aves; Accipitriformes; Accipitridae. The transcript has 10 exons.